AACCCUAACCGUAACCCUAACACUAACCCUAAUGGCCGUAACCCUAACACUAACCCUAACCCUAAUCCUAACCCUAAACCGAACCCUAACCCUAAUGGCCGUAAACCUAACCCUAACCCUAACCCUAACCCUAAACCUAUCCCUAACGCUAACCCCAACCCUAACCCUAACCCUAACCCUAACUCUAACCGACGUAACCCUAACCAUAACCCUAAAACCAACCCCAACCCUAACCCUAACCCUAACCCUAAACCUAUCCCUAACGCUAACCCCAACCCUAACCCUAACCCUAACCCUAACCCUAACUCUAACCGACGUAACCCUAACCAUAACCCUAAAACCAACCCCAACCCUAACCCUAACCCUAACCCUAAACCUAACCCUAACUCUAAUCCUAACCCUAACCCUAACCCUAACCCUAACCCUAACCCUAACUCUAACCCUAACCCUAACCCUAACCUUAACCCUAACCCUAACCCUAAUGGCCAUAACCCUAACACUAAC
Columba livia (rock pigeon) is the source of this 504-nucleotide messenger RNA. RefSeq names its product circumsporozoite protein-like. The transcript has a single exon. The annotation marks the transcript as partial. NCBI's taxonomy places the organism in Eukaryota, Metazoa, Chordata, Aves, Columbiformes, Columbidae. The record is from RefSeq and is a predicted model, not a curated record.